GGUGAAGCGUAAGCGCCCGCCGGCACGGAGGGGAGGCCCCAGCGGUGGGCGCCUGUUCCCAAGGCCGCGCGGAGGGAGGGGGCCAGCCCAGCCCGACUCGGCCGAGCUCCCGGGAGGCCACCAGUGGCCACAGCAAGAAGGCGGGAGCGCCAGGGGAGGGGCCUGGGGGAAGAGCGGGAGGGGUGGGCGGAAGGAGGAGAGGGAGGAGGAAAGACCCGCGGGUACGAGCUGGGAGGAGACACCCGGGAGAAGGCGGAGGAAAGGGCAGGAAGCGGGAGGGAACUGAAAAGAGGAGGAGGCUGAGGGGCGGAGCCGGGGGCUCCGGGAGAGAAGCCAGCGGAGGGGGUGGAGCCGGGCCCGGGGCGGAGCCGGGGAAGGGGAGGAGCCGGGGGAGAGGCCUCUACGGCCGCCACCGCUGCCGCCGGGGCGCGUUCUCCUGCUACCGGUCGGGUCCCCUGGGGCGUUCCCUCGGCUGCUGCUCCUCGGCGCGGUUCCUACCCGGCCGCUCCCCGAGGCGCGGGCUCUGGCGGCCGCGACCGACUAGGAAGCCCCGUGCGCCGCCCGCGGGCCGCCGCCUCCCUGGGCGCGCGGGGCUGGCAUGGAGCUCUUCCAAGCCAAGGACCACUACAUCCUGCAGCAGGGCGAGCGCGCGCUGUGGUGCAGCCGCCGCGACGGCGGCCUCCAGCUCCGACCCGCUACUGAUCUACUUCUUGCCUGGAAUCCCAUUUGUUUGGGGUUGGUAGAAGGUGUUAUUGGAAAAAUUCAACUUCAUUCAGUGCGAAUACAGACUCUUCUGUGAUGCUUUGAGCAUAAUCUGCAGAAGCUCUUCAAGAAAUCCUUGUAUUUGAAUAUUAUGCUACAAAAGACUUUGGAGUAUAUAGUAUGCACCUCUGUCUUUGGAUCUUCCGUGGUGGCUUAUUCUAAUUCGGCAGAAAGCAUUGGUGGGCAAACUCCCAGGAGACCAUGAGGUCUGUAAAGUUACCAAAAUUGCUGUGCUGUCACUUUCUGAAAUGGAACCUCAGGAUCUUGAGCUAGAGCUCUGUAAGAAGCAUCAUUUUGGUAUUAACAAACCAGAGAAGAUUAUACCAUCUCCUGAUGACUCAAAGUUUCUACUGAAGACCUUUACGCAUAUUAAAUCCAAUGUGUCUGCUCCUAAUAAAAAGAAAGUUAAGGAAAGUAAAGAGAAGGAGAAGUUGGAGAGGAGAUUGCUUGAAGAGUUGCUGAAGAUGUUCAUGGACUCGGAAUCCUUUUAUUAUAGCUUGACCUAUGACCUGACCAAUUCGGUGCAGAGGCAGAGCACUGGGGAGAGGGAUGGUCGGCCCCUCUGGCAGAAGGUUGAUGACCGAUUUUUUUGGAAUAAAUACAUGAUACAAGAUCUUACUGAGAUUGGUACCCCAGAUGUGAACUUUUGGAUUAUCCCCAUGAUCCAAGGUUUCGUACAGAUUGAAGAACUUGUGGUUAAUUAUACCGAAUCAUCUGAUGAUGAGAAAAGCAGCCCGGAGACCCCCCCUCAGGAGUCCACCUGUGUAGAUGAUAUUCACCCACGAUUUCUAGUGGCUCUCAUUUCACGCCGAAGUAGGCACAGAGCAGGAAUGCGCUAUAAACGAAGAGGAGUGGAUAAAAAUGGAAAUGUUGCAAAUUAUGUGGAGACUGAGCAGUUAAUUCAUGUUCAUAAUCAUACCCUGUCGUUUGUUCAAACACGAGGCUCUGUGCCUGUCUUUUGGAGCCAGGUUGGGUAUCGAUAUAAUCCAAGACCGCGGCUGGACAAAAGUGAAAAGGAAACUGUUGCCUAUUUCUGUGCCCAUUUCGAAGAACAACUGAACAUUUACAAAAAACAGGUUAUUAUUAACUUGGUAGACCAGGCAGGAAGAGAGAAGAUUAUUGGCGAUGCUUACCUGAAGCAAGUGUUGCUUUUCAAUAACUCACACCUCACUUACGUUUCCUUUGACUUCCAUGAGCACUGCCGAGGAAUGAAGUUUGAGAAUGUUCAGACCCUAACAGAUGCCAUUUAUGACAUUAUUCUUGAUAUGAAGUGGUGUUGGGUUGAUGAAGCUGGGGUAAUAUGUAAGCAGGAAGGGAUUUUUCGUGUUAAUUGUAUGGACUGCCUGGAUCGCACCAACGUGGUCCAAGCUGCCAUCGCGAGAGUGGUCAUGGAACAGCAGCUGAAAAAAUUAGGUGUGAUGCCCCCGGAACAGCCAUUACCUGUGAAAUGUAAUCGCAUCUACCAGAUAAUGUGGGCCAAUAAUGGUGACUCCAUUAGCAGACAGUAUGCUGGGACAGCUGCUCUGAAGGGUGACUUUACAAGGACAGGAGAAAGGAAGUUAGCAGGAGUUAUGAAAGAUGGAGUGAACUCAGCAAACAGAUAUUACCUCAACCGAUUUAAGGAUGCUUAUAGGCAAGCUGUUAUAGAUUUGAUGCAAGGCAUUCCAGUGACAGAAGAUCUUUAUUCCAUAUUUACCAAGGAGAAAGAACAUGAAGCUUUGCAUAAGGAAAAUCAGAGAAGCCACCAGGAACUAAUUAGCCAGCUCUUACAAAGUUACAUGAAGUUACUACUGCCUGAUGAUGAGAAGUUCCAUGGGGGCUGGGCCCUCAUUGACUGUGACCCCAGCCUCAUUGAUGCUACUCACAGAGAUGUGGAUGUGCUGUUACUGCUUUCUAACUCUGCCUACUACGUGGCCUAUUAUGAUGAUGAAGUUGAUAAAGUAAACCAGUAUCAACGACUAAGUCUAGAAGACCUGGAAAAAAUCGAAAUAGGCCCUGAACCCACUCUUUUUGGUAAGCCAAAGUUCUCCUGCAUGCGACUGCACUACAGAUACAAAGAAGCAAGUGGCUAUUUCCACACACUGCGAGCUGUAAUGCGUAAUCCUGAAGAGGAUGGAAAAGAUACCCUUCAGUGCAUUGCAGAGAUGCUGCAGAUCACCAAGCAAGCCAUGGGAUCGGAUGUACCCAUAAUUGAGAAGAAACUUGAGAGGAAGAGCAGUAAACCUCACGAAGACAUCAUUGGUAUCAGAUCUCAAAACCAAGGUUCUUUGGCCCAGGGAAAGAAUUUUUUAAUGAGCAAAUUUUCAUCUCUAAAUCAAAAAGUGAAGCAGACCAAAUCCAAUGUAAAUAUUGGCAACCUCCGAAAGCUAGGAAACUUUACCAAACCUGAAAUGAAAGUUAACUUUCUAAAACCAAACUUAAAAGUAAAUCUUUGGAAAUCAGACAGUAGUCUUGAAACUAUGGAAAACACAGGAGUGAUGGAUAAAGUUCAGGCAGAGUCUGAUGGGGACAUGUCUUCAGAUAAUGACUCAUACCACUCUGAUGAAUUCCUUACAAAUUCUAAGUCUGAUGAAGACAGGCAGCUAGCUAACUCAUUAGAGAGUGUAGGGCCAGUAGAUUACGUUCUUCCUAGUUGUGGUAUUAUUGCUUCAGCGCCUCGAUUGGGUAGUCGGUCCCAGUCUCUUAGCAGCACAGAUAGUAGCAUUCAUGCUCCUUCAGAGAUAACUGUUGCUCAUGGCAGUGGGCUUGGAAAAGGCCAGGAGUCUCCUUUGAAGAAAAGCCCUUCUGCUGGCAACAUACACAUAUUGACUGGCUUUGCCAAGCCUAUGGAUAUUUACUGCCACAGAUUUGUGCAAGAUGCACAAAACAAAGUGACCCACCUUUCAGAGCCCAGGUCUGUGUCUCAGCAGGCUAGUCAGGGAAGAAAUCAAAUGACCAGUGAAGUUUCAAACGAAGAAACCCAAUCAGAAUCAACAGAACAGACACCUUCUCGGCCAUCUCAAUUAGAUGUCUCUCUCUCUGCAACAGGCCCACAGUUUUUGUCAGUUGAGCCAGCGCAUUCAGUUGCAUCUCAAAAAACCCCCAGCUCCGCUUCCAGCAUGCUUGAACUUGAGACAGGGCUUCACGUAACUCCUUCUCCUUCAGAGAGCAGUAGCAGCAGAGCAGUCUCUCCCUUUGCCAAGAUUCGAAGUUCCAUGGUUCAGGUUGCUAGUAUUACCCAAGCUGGAUUAACCCAUGGGAUAAACUUUGCAGUGGCAAAAGUUCAGAAGAGUCCUGCAGAAUCUGAAGUCAUUAAUCAAGUCCAGCAAAAUGAACUUAAAAAAAUGUUUAUACAAUGCCAGACACGGAUAAUUCAGAUUUAGCUUUUAGCCAUAAGAAUCUUUCCAUGGCUUUUAUUUAAAAAUAUGAAGUUUUUAUCUCUUGGGGUAUUUUAAUUGUACUGUCUGAAUCCAGGGAUCACAAAUUCUGUUCAUUGGAAAGGGUUUUAAAAGGAGUCUGAACCUGAGUAGAUUUCCAGAUUUUAGAGCCAGGACUACAGAAGCGCAUCAUUCUAGAAUGUGUAGACCUGAGUAGCUUAUACACUACAGAGCACUUUGCUUAUUUGAAAGUAAUUCAGCAACAGGUCACUUUGGGAUAAACUGAACCUUUUUUUUGGAGUGGGGUGGGUAGACUACAUUAAGUAGACACAAGGGCUGGACAUGCAGAUGCUUAGGGGAUUAGCAUUUUUCAUAAUUUGUUCUGUUUGUCAGUUCAUUCCUGUGUGUUACCUCUACAAAUUACACAUUUAGUUUUUAGUGACUAACAUGUUACCAAAGCAUUUGAAUAUAAAGCUAUUUUAGUUUUGAUGGCUUAACUAUUCCCUGAGGAGUUGAGGGUUAUUGACACUAAAGAAGUGAAUUCUCAUUUGAUCCUAAUUUCCCCCAUAUUCUACUUGAACACAUUAAAAAUACUCUGCUGCCUACAGUGUAAACCUAGGAAUAUUAAGACUUGUCACACAGUAAACCUGAUACAUCAGAGGUGAAUACCAGCACCUAUUAAAUUCCAUUUUGCUGUUUUCAGGAAUGUAAGAACACACACAUAUUGGCUACUGGAAAUCCCAGAAGUCCGGUUUUCAUUUAUUCCAGGAGGGGCAUCCUCGACAUCUUAUGUAGACGAUCAACAACUUCAAAAUUUAGUCUGGGCCAAGUGCAGUGGCUCACACCUAUAAUCCCAACACUGGGAGGCCAGGAGUUUGAGACCAGCCUGGGAAACAUAUGUCUCUACAAGAAAAUACAAAAAUUAGCUGGGCUUAGUGGUACAUGCCUGUGUUUCUAGCUAUGCAGGAAGAUUGCUUGAGCCCAUGAGGUUGAGGCUGCAGUGAGGUGUGAUUGUGCCACUGAUCUCCAGCCUGGGGGACAGAGCAAGACUGUCUCAAAAAAAAUUUAGUCUGAAGCACAACUGUGCUGAAUCUGUCUGACUAACUCUUGACCACACAGAACCAGGGUUUGUCCCUGUAAUCCCCAUGGUAAAGUUGUACGGCAUAUUCCAAAAAGUAUUGGUUUGUCUGGUAUCUUUAGAGCUUUACUCUGUUGAUGUGAUUGAUUCUCGGCUGAACAUUAUGUCUGUUGUAACUCUGAUAAGCAUUCCACUUUUGUUAUUUAUUAGUGGUAUCUUUUUUUUUACGUGUUAAAUCUUGUGAUUGUUAAAAUAAAGUAUCACUGUAAUUUAAAGUGA
Macaca mulatta (Rhesus monkey) is the source of this 5475-nucleotide messenger RNA. RefSeq names its product inositol polyphosphate-5-phosphatase F (gene INPP5F). NCBI's taxonomy places the organism in Eukaryota, Metazoa, Chordata, Mammalia, Primates, Cercopithecidae. The record is from RefSeq and is a predicted model, not a curated record. Gene Ontology annotation, cellular component: early endosome; clathrin-coated endocytic vesicle. Gene Ontology annotation, molecular function: phosphatidylinositol-4-phosphate phosphatase activity. Gene Ontology annotation, biological process: phosphatidylinositol dephosphorylation; regulation of endocytic recycling.